GCAGCAUUUCUUGUCGACGUGGGAAGGGAGAGAUUCGGUCAACAAACAAACGUCCACGGGUUUGAUGUUGGGCUACGUUACAGAUAACUGUGACAUGUCAGGUGCAUUUGAUAAGGUAACUCCAUGACAGCUGAAACAUGUGGCUCAAACCCGACGAGAUGCUGCUGAAAAACGCGUUCAAACUGUGGGUGACGGAAGAGGAUAACGAGUACUUCGUACUGCAAAGGAGACGAGGUUACGGAGAAGGUGGAGGCGGUUUGACAGGCCUCCUUGUGGGAACUCUGGAUACUGUGUUGGACUCCACGUCCAAAGUUGCUCCCUUCCGCAUUCUGCACCACACGCCAGACUCACAAGUGUACUGGUCCAUAGCAUGUGGUGUCACCAAAGAGGAAAUCUUACAGCACUGGGAUUGGCUGCAGCAGAACAUCAUGAGGACACUCUCUGUGUUUGACUCCAGCGAAGACAUCACCAGCUUUGUACAGGGCAAGAUUAGAGGUCUUAUUGCUGAGGAAGGGAAGACGUCCCUGGUGCUGGAGGACGAUCCAGAGAAGUUCCGGGAAGCGCUUUUGAGGUUUGAAAAGUGGUUCGAGCUGCCACCGAAGGAGAAGCUGGUCACGUAUUACUCCUGCAGCUAUUGGAGAGGCAAAGUGCCCUGCCAGGGCUGGCUCUACCUCAGCACUAACUUCAUGUGCUUCUACUCAUACCUGCUGGGAGCUGAGGUGAAACUGAUCAUCUCCUGGGAUGAGAUCUGGAGGCUGGAGAAAACCUCUAACGUUAUCCUGACUGAGAGCAUUCGCGUCUCGGUCCAUGGGGAGGAUCACUACUUCUCCAUGCUGCUGCACCUCAGUGAAACAUUUGUUAUCAUGGAGCAGCUGGCUGACUACUCCAUCAAGCGCCUUUUUGAUAAAGAGGCCUUCCAGAGAGAGCCGGCGCUCUCCGACCCCCUGCAAAUUACCAAGAGAGGCCUAGAAGCUCAUGCAAAGAGCGAGCAGUUCCGGACAUUUUUCCGGCUUCCCAAAGAGGAAAACCUGUUGGAGGUGCAUGAGAGCUUUCUGUGGGUGCCCUUCAGCCAUUAUAACACACUUGGCAAGAUCUGUCUGUCUGAGAACUACCUGUGUUUCGCCAGCCAAGAUGGAAGCCAAUGUCACGUCAUCAUUCCGAUGCGAGAGGUUAUUAAUGUAGAGAAGCCAGACUCCGGCAGCAGGGCUCUAACGGUGUGCGUGCGUGGAAAGAGGGCGCUGCGUUUCUCCGAGGUGCGAGGCUACCAGCGGCUCGCCAACUCCAUCCGUAGCAGGUGUGGGAUUAGUCCCAGCCCCCAGCACUCUGCGUCAUCGGAGGCCAUACGAGGCGAGUGCCAGUCGCUCAUCAACCACUUUGACGACAACCCAGAGGACGUAACGCUGAUGGUGGGACAGAAAGACAGCAGCAAGGCUGUAAGCACCGAGGCCCUCAUGACUGUUUUCCACCCCCAGGAUGUCGAGAACCUUGACCCCAAAAUGCUUAAAGAAAAGAUGAAGGAGCAGUCGUGGAACAUCCAUUUCUCUGAAUAUGGACGCGGCACGAGUAUGUUCUUCACCAGGAAGACGCGAGACUUGAUUGUUCGUGGUGUUCCCGAGGCCUUGAGAGGAGAGCUGUGGAUGCUUUUUUCAGGGGCUGUUAACGACAUGGCCACCCAUCCCGGCUAUUACACUGAUCUGGUUGAGCAGUCUCUGGGAACAAGCACUUUGGCUACAGAUGAGAUCGAGAGAGACUUGCACCGCUCUCUGCCAGAGCACCCGGCCUUUCAGAGCGACACCGGAAUCUCAGCUCUACGCAGAGUCCUCACGGCCUAUGCAUACAGGAACCCUAAAAUUGGCUACUGCCAGGCCAUGAACAUCCUCACCUCCGUCCUUCUGCUCUACGCCAAAGAAGAGGAGGCUUUCUGGCUCUUAGUGGCCGUCUGUGAGAGGAUGUUGCCGGAUUACUUCAACCGCCGAAUUAUCGGUGCUUUGGUGGACCAGGCGGUGUUUGAGGAUCUGAUUAGAGACCAUCUCCCCCAGCUGGUGGAUCACAUGACAGACCUGAGCUUCUUCUCGUCCGUGUCCUUGUCCUGGUUCCUCACUCUUUUCAUCAGCGUCCUCCCCAUAGAGAGUGCUGUGAACGUGGUCGACUGUUUUUUCUACGACGGCAUAAAAGCCAUCUUGCAGCUCGGCCUGGCGGUGCUGGACAACAACAUGGGGGCUCUGAUCAGCUGCCAGGACGACGCAGAGGCCGUCACCAUCCUCAACAAAUUCUUUGACAGUGUGACAAACAAAGACAGCCCCCUGCCUUCCACCGUGAAGCAAGCUUCAGUGGGCAAUAACGACAAAGCCUCACACUUCAACGUGGAUAUCAGCGAACUGAUCCGAGAGGCCUACGAGAAAUAUGGAAAUAUCCGUUCAGAGGAAGUCGAGAGUUCACGGAAAAGAAACAAACUGCACGUGAUCCAGACACUGGAGGAUACAACCAAACAGAAUGUGAUUCGGGUGGUGACCCAAGAAGUCAGAUUCAGUGCGUCACACCUUGACGGCCUUUAUAACUUGUUCAAAAGGCAGCAUUUCCUGAGCUGCUACUGGACAAUGAAGAGUCCCGCUCUGCUCCAUCAUGACCCCAGCCUGGCCUAUUUGGAGCAGUAUCAGUUGGGUUUCCAACAGUUCAGCGUGCUCUUCUCUCUGCUGGCGCCCUGGGCUUUCUGCAACGCCAAGAGCACCCUCUCCCUCUGGGUCUUCCGCCUGAUAGACGAGAACCAGGACGGCCUCGUCAACUUUAAAGAGUUCUGCUUUGCCCUCGAUACUUUGUACAGUGGAUCGUUCACAAAUAAGCUGAAAUUCCUCUUCAAGCUGCACCUGCCACCAGCUUUUACAGGUAGUCCUUUGCACUUAAAGGAAGAAAGAAUCCAGCACUUUAUUCCAGUGACUGAAGACUCUUCUCACUUGAGUAGACUCACUGCAUUUGAUCUACCAGAGGACGGCGUGAUAAAGAAAAGCCCUGAAAGAGGGAGAGGAAAAGUGGACCUACAGGCCUACCUGAAACAAUGGCAAAAUGAAAUACUUAAGAAAGAGGAAACCAUUAAAGACCUACCCCGAAUUAAUCAGACUCAGUUCAUCCAGUUCUCCAAGACACUGUACAACAUCUUUCACGGCGAUCCAGAGGAGGAGUCUCUGUACCGAGCCGUGGCUCACGUGACCAGUCUUCUCCUGAGGAUGGAGGAGGUCGGGCGGAGGCUGCAGGAGCCGAGCAGCCCGUCCGAGUCCGCAAAUCCUGCCAACGCCACCGCCGCCGCUGAGGAAGAGGAGGAGCCUACGACGGAAGAAGCUUCGACCACCCCGGAGAGCUCCGACACCUCCAGCUCCCGCUACAGUCGGGAUGCGGGGACCGACCUCACGGAGAUGGAGUGGUCCUUUUCGUUCGAGCAGGUCCUCGCUUCUCUGCUCAACGAGCCGACCAUCGUGAGCUUCUUCGAAAGGCCUGUCGAUGUUCAGACUAAGCUGGGACAAGCUAGGGUUGCCCAGCUGAAGCUAAAUGCGAAUAAGUGAAAGGAUACACAAGUGAAUUGAUACUUAGCUUCUGAUUCAAACCCUAAAGUCACCAUGAAUUUCCGUUCUCCGCUUGGAAAGGACAGCAGGGGUUUUUUGGCGGGGCAGACGGUGGUAUCAUUAAUGAAGAGGAGACAUCAGAUUUCAAUAAUCUGGGCUCUGUGUGUGUGUUGGCUUCAUGCAAUGAUAGCUUAUGAAACAACUAAGGCACACAAUCUGAAAGCCACUGUAAACACUGUUGUUGCAGUCCACUGACCGACACCGUCGCUGCAUUUUCAUGUUAGGCCUCAUUGCAGACUGUCGUUCCUUAAAUCUGAUUAUGCAUUUUCAAGCUCUGUGAUGAAAUUCAUCCUCUCAUGUAGCCUCAGAAUAUAUGUUUCCCCUAUGCGCCAUGGAGCAUCUACAGUAUAGCUUUGCAUUUUGUAAGGGACAUUCAGUACUGUUCCCUGUAUUUAGAAACGUGACAGCAGAUUCAGUCCCGCCCUCUCUCUGAUGUCAUGAUGCUGAAGUUCAAACGAUUCUCCCUCUGGAUAUCGUGAUGUGUUUUCUGCUGAAGAUAACUAGUCGCUGCUGUCGUAAAACAAACUAGUGUGUCCUGUGACUUAACGUGUCUCCUGUUCUUAGGCAGCAUUAAUGUUGUUCUGUAAAUGUCAACUUAUUGUGAGAAACAACAGCUUUCCAGUUGAAGAGGCACAGAAUAAACAGUAGUACCGUGAGCAAGGAAAGCCAUACGGAUUAUCUCAAUGUCAGAUGCAUUUUAUUCACUGCAUAAAAGAUUCAAUCAUGGUAUUAUACAUUUGCAAUAAUACACAAGAGAGGAUGCUGUACUGCCACACUCGACUGUCUCGUUCCUCUAACGGCAGCAACGACAUCAUAGCAUGACUUUAAGCACGUCAUACUGCAAACAAUGGUCAGUAAAGGUAAAAUACUCUGAGUGCUGCUGCUGCAGGGAAACCUCCUGCAUCGGCCUCUGAAAAUGUGCCGUGUGUUGGCUUCAGAGUGCUAUUGGUUGAUGUACUUGUGUGUGCUUAUGUGCCUCUUAACGUAUAUGUAGAAUGUUAUGCUCUAGUAUAAGUGCAGCAUUUUGUACAUAGAGAUCACUUCAAUAGUAUUUAUGAGGCGUGUAAGAUAUGAGCUCGUAGACUGUUGUGGACACAACUUAAACCUUUUUGAAGGACAUUUUAUUUUAUCAAAUCUCAGGGUGCAAUUUGUGUUAAAUAAAAGGGAGAAAAGGGAUAUUUUUUGGAUCUGGGAUAUAUAAAGUAUAUAACGGAGUUGGCUUACAAAUAUCUAACGUUAAAAUAUAUAGAGCAUGAGUAGCAUAGUUACAUUGCUCGCCACAUUAUGCUAACUUAACAUUAUGCUAACUUUCAAUGAACAGCAACUAUAACUGCUCGCUGCAGAAAGCCAGAUGUGAUUUACAGUAUUUGAGUUUUUUUCCUUUUUCGUCUGUGCAUUUUCUGCUUCUCUGUUUUUUUUUUUUGGCUUCUGUCUCAGUGAAUCAUCCGCACAAUUGUUUGAGAUUCACACGUUCUAGAUAAGCCUGUAUCUCGGCCAGAUCUUCUAGGCGUCUGAUUCCAAAAAGCUUGUGACAGCUUCGGCUGCAGCUUCUCUCGGGGCCAAACUCUGAGCUUUAUCUCUGCUUGUUUUUAGAAGCUCUUUAAGUGCAAGUGCAAUUCUCUGUCCUUUUAGUUUUUUAUUAUUUUGCCAUUUGCCAGUAACGUUUUUUUUGUUUUUUUUUCCAAUUAAGAUAUAAGGACCAAUCUGAAAUGUACUUCAUUGUGUAAUUAUUGGGUUAAUUGAUUGUUAACGUGAGUUGUACAUACUUUUUGAAAACUCAGUGGAACUGAAAAGACACAUCUGUUGGUGUUUACAUGACUAAUGUAAAAAAUGAAUAUCAAAAAUACGCCCUAUCAUCUUUGAUGUCAUGUCACUGCUCUACUCCAAAGCUCAGUCAGUGACAUCCGUCCAGUGCAUUAAGCCAUAAUGAAACCGCAGAGUUUCAAAGCAGCAUGGCUAUCUAUUUAAACAAUGUUCUCCGACCAUGGUCUGGCUAUUUCAGUACGACUUUUCUCCGAACUUCAAGAAAUGAUUAUAAAAUGCAGAUUAAAACAUCUAAGCAAAGACUGCGUUUUUAGUCUUUCUGCGAUAGUUCUGAGCUUUUCAUUUCAGUUAAUUGCUCAGUUUAUGAUUAUGUGAUAUCUUAAAGAUUAAAAAUUAAACAAAAGUUUAAUUUCAUUUGUUGGUCUUUAUGGAAGAAAUGUUGUACAGUGGUUAAGACAUAACACAUCUUAAGAUGCUCAGUCAUUUCUUAAUUGUGGUUCUUUAGGCAAAACUUUUGGAAAAUGUAACUUUUUUUUGCCCAAAAUAGAUUGUGCUUUUCACUUGCUGAGGAAAUAAAUGACAUUUUAGGAACAGAGGAAGGAAAAUGUUACGGUUGGAAAUCUUUAUCCCCGGCAUGCUACCAGAUCUGCCAUUAAGCAUCAUUUAUACAGCAGGCAUGGACAAUGCUCCAGCUCCUGCAUUCGUCUACGAUUAUUAAUCAAGUCCGUAUAUUUCCAAGUGUAGUCGACUGCUUCUAUAGUGUGUAGCUUUUGAUUGAGAGCUCGCUUAGCAAAAUGUGUGAAGCACAGAUAUUUUGGUUUAUCUUCUUGAUUAUGCUUUUGAUUUUCUCCAUUCAAAGGUAUCGGAAUAAAGAGUGAUGAUUCUAUGAAUAAUAAGGUUAUUUUGUUAUCAUGUUUUGGUCCUUCUGAGUGUUACCUGGAGCACCUUGGAUGUACACACACCAACAGUGAUUUGAAAUUGAACUCAUGACAUGUUAAUUGGUACUUGUUUAUUUGUGUUUUAAGGGUAAUAAAAUUCUCUCUCUAUAUAUAUAUAUAUAUAAAUAUGUAUCUAGAAUAUAUAUCAAUAAGUCAUGUAUGUUUAUAUUUGUCAAUCUGCAUAUAAUAUAGGGAAAGUUAUGUAGGAUUUUAUUGUAUAAUAAAUAUAGUCAUGGAUGAAUAA
Anarrhichthys ocellatus (wolf-eel) is the source of this 6560-nucleotide messenger RNA. RefSeq names its product TBC1 domain family member 8B (gene tbc1d8b). The transcript has 21 exons. The record is from RefSeq and is a predicted model, not a curated record. Lineage: Eukaryota; Metazoa; Chordata; Actinopteri; Perciformes; Anarhichadidae. The coding region runs from base 138 to 3554 and encodes 1138 amino acids. Gene Ontology annotation, molecular function: calcium ion binding.